GAUCAUUGAUCAUAGAUCAGAGCAUGAUUUUAUUGCCUAAGGUUCAGAGUGUGGUAAAUAUGUUCAGCUGUAUUCAAGUAUUUGUUCUGAUUACAUUACUUAUGAUCAAAAACUAGGAACCAGGUCACCAACAGCAGACAAAGCAGCAGCUUAUAUUACUGACUAGUCCGUCAGCCCAGCCCAGCUCAGCUCAGCGUGCAGCGCAGACAGAUGGUUCAGUCUACGUUGUGCUGCAGCUUCACGGGAAAGGACACACCCUCCGGUCCUUGUGGUCCUUAGUGAGAUCAGACAACCUCGUUAAUUAUCUGGACUGACCUCAGUGUCUCAAACUGGCGUUAAUCUGGCCGCUGCUGCCUGCACAGAGGAUACCUGUGUGAGUCUGUGCACGUCUCCCCAACAUGAAGAAACAAGUGACAUUUGCAGAGAGUCGGAUGAUCCGCAGACUCUAUCAGGAUGACACUUUGCCAAGGACUGCAGAGACGAAUGAGACAAAAGGGGCUUUAAAAGAUACCUGCAUGAACUUCAACAGCAGUGUGAAAGCCAACAGACAGCCAGCAGUGAGAUGCGAACACGAGGCGCCCAUACAGAUCCCCCAAACCAUGACAGCAGCCCCGUUUCUCAAGCAUGCAGCACUGACACCGGCUCAGAAGGAGUAUCUGUACACCAUCGCAGCUUCCUACAGCACGGCACACGUCCGUAACCUCAUCACCCAACACUACAUGAACGUGCUGCACAGGUGUAUACCGACAGGCUCCAAACCUGAAAGAGACCACCUCGAUGUGACUUCAAUUACUUUACCGACGACUAAUGUGAGUGUUAAACCUCGACUGGAGGUUCCAGCUCGGCCCAAACAGGAGAAGAAGAUAAAUGCUGGUGCGAGGAAUCAUGGGAAAUCCUUUCUUCCGAAAAUCCCAAACAGACGAACGAGACUUUCCAACACGUCAGCCUCAAAGCAAAGAAAGAUGACGAAACAUACAACAUCAUCACCCACACUGAAGAGGAAAAGUCCAAGAAGAGCCAGGAUCACACUGUUGGAGGAUAAAGAUGAGGAAGAGGAAGGACUGAACGACUCUCUGAGUGACUGUCUGAGCUCCCUCUCUAUGGGAGAAUGGGACGAUGACACUUUCUCCGAUUUAUGACAUUUCUAUGAUCACAACAUAUGAAAUCUAAUUAUGAUAAUGACUUCAUAGUUCCAGAUAACUGUGUUUUGAUGCCACACACUGGCAGCAAGAAGAAACUUUUUAAAGACUUUAUUUCCAGGAAGUCACAUGGUUGGAAUUACAACUCACUCAUGCAUUCAGGAGGACUUCAACAAAGAAAAGCAUUCAUUGAUCUGAAAAUAAAGAUCUGACAUAUCUUGGACUGCAGCUGUGUGUCCUGUAUACUGUUAUGGUCCAUAACAGUUCUGGUUAUUUAUCAUGUAUUGAUAAUAUUUAGUGACAAUAGCCAUGAUUUUCAAAAUACUGUGUUGAACUAUACAGAGCAUAAUUUACUGAAUAUAAAAUACUAAUUUACAUGAUCACACUAAUGAAAACUAAUUGUACUAAACAUGUUUGGUUGUAACAGUCUGAUCCUGGAAUACUUUAAAAACUUUAAAAUACUUUUAAAGACUUUAAACUCUAAAAAUGUAUUAUUCCUCUAAAAAACAUAAAUUGUCUAAUUGCCAGAAACAACUCUGAAGCCAUGUCUGUGUCUGUAUCUCACACUUGUUUUCCCUGUUAAAAGUUUUUUGUGGGCAAGUUUUUCCUCACUCGACCUGAGGCUCUAAGGACAGAGGGCGUCACUCGAUUUGAUUAAUUACUUAUUUACACACCGUUUUGGACAAAGCUCUUUAAUUCCAGUAUUAUUUCAGAUGACAGCGUGCUUUCCUGUUUCAACAUCACAGCCCUCUGAACUGAAACUGAAACUGAAACCAGGGGAGUGGAGACUGGUCUGUGGUCUGGUCAAUGACCGUCUUGAGCUUUACCAACAUUGGCAGCGAGCUGGGGGAAGAUCCGGGGAGUAACUUUCCUAAUGCUUGUAUGUCUAUGUGUUAUUUAAGACAGAACAACAGCUGGAGUGAAAUGAGAUCUUUAUUUUGGGGUGAAACGAGUGAAAAAAGGCUGACUACAUGAAGCUAAAGGCCUGUUGGUUACAUGUACGGGACAUGACGAGGGCGAAAAUAACAAAACAAAAGAAGAAAUUCAAAGAAAAUGGCACCAAAUAUUUCUUUUGAUAACAAAUAACAUGUGACAUUAUUGCAUUCUCUACAGUUACCAAAUGACAGCUCGGAUACAA
This is a messenger RNA of Larimichthys crocea (large yellow croaker), 2277 nucleotides long. RefSeq lists its product as uncharacterized. Lineage: Eukaryota; Metazoa; Chordata; Actinopteri; Sciaenidae. The coding region runs from base 399 to 1139 and encodes 246 amino acids. The record is from RefSeq and is a predicted model, not a curated record. The transcript is spliced from 8 exons.